Messenger RNA from Pollicipes pollicipes, 1551 nucleotides. RefSeq names its product electron transfer flavoprotein subunit alpha wal (gene wal). Gene Ontology annotation, molecular function: flavin adenine dinucleotide binding; electron transfer activity. Gene Ontology annotation, cellular component: mitochondrion. The transcript is spliced from 8 exons. Lineage: Eukaryota; Metazoa; Arthropoda; Thecostraca; Pollicipedomorpha; Pollicipedidae. The record is from RefSeq and is a predicted model, not a curated record. Gene Ontology annotation, biological process: fatty acid beta-oxidation using acyl-CoA dehydrogenase. Bases 129 to 1121 code for a protein of 330 amino acids.
AUUUUCUGGCCCACGGCCUCCGGCGACGUGUGUGGGGGAUUCGCGUCGAGGCGCCAGGGAGUAUCUUUUGGGGGCGGUGUCUAUACACGUCGCGUUUCUUCGUAUUCAGUGGUCUCGAUAAAGCAACGAUGUUUUCCGCGAGGGCAAGUCGUGUAAUGCAGCCCAGUGUGCUGCAUCGCCUCAACAGCACACUGGUGGUGGCUGAGCAUGCUGACAACAAGCUAAAUGCCAUCACACUAAGUGCCAUCACCGCAGCAAAGGAGAUCGGCCAUGAGAUCACCUGCAUAGUGGCAGGAGCCAACUGCAAAAAUGUGGCCGCUGAAGUCGCCAAGGUUGGUGGCGUCUCCAAGCUGCUGGUUGCUGAGAGUGAGGCCCUGGAGGGCGCGCUGGCUGAGCGGGUCGCCCCAAUCCUGCUGGCCGCCCACAAACAGUUCAACUUCUCACACAUUGUUGCCGGCGCCACGGCCUUCGGCAAGUCGGUGCUGCCGCGGGUGGCGGCCAAGCUGGACGUGUCGCCCAUCUCGGACAUCAUCGGCAUCAAGGGCGCCGACACGUUUGUGCGCACCAUCUACGCAGGUAAUGCCAUCAUGACGCUGAAGUCGACGGACCCGGUGAAGGUGGUGACGGUGCGCGGCACCAACUUCGAGCCGGCGGCGGCCGAGGGCGGCGGCGCCGCGGAGGAGCCGGCGCCGGCCGCCGAGCACGACGCCGCUGCCUCCCAGUACGUCGGUCAGGAGCUGAGCAAGAGCGACCGGCCUGAGCUCACCAGCGCCGGCAACGUCGUCAGCGGAGGUCGCGGCCUCAAGUCGGGCGAGAACUUCGAGCUGCUGUACAAGAUGGCGGAUAAGCUAAACGCGGCCGUGGGCGCGUCGCGAGCCGCCGUCGACGCCGGCUUCGUGCCCAACGACAUGCAGGUCGGCCAGACAGGCAAGAUCAUCGCGCCGGACCUGUAUAUUGCGGUCGGCAUCUCCGGAGCCAUUCAGCACUUGGCUGGAAUGAAGGACUCCAAGACGAUUGUUGCCAUCAACAAGGACCCGGAGGCCCCUAUCUUCCAGGUGGCCGAUCUGGGGCUGGUGGCUGACCUUUUCAAGGCUGUGCCGGAAAUGACGGAGAAGCUGUGAAUGCUCUCAGACCGGCGCGGCCCGUGGGGAACAGUGCAAACGAUGGGCCUGGCACGCCUCUGUAGGAAGGACCGAGUCGGCGCCCCGGUUUGUCCAGGUGGAGCGCACGUCGCUGUGUCGAAAGGAACGGCAGUCGCGGGGGCGAGGUGACUGGAAUGGGAUGAGGAGGCACGCUCUGCUGCCGCCGUGUUCAGUGGCCAGUAGGUACAACUGGAGGUGGCGACUCCGUCAGAGCGCUGGGGGCUGGUUUUAUUUAACGGAGCUCACUUGUAGCCUGCGCAAUGGAACCUGUGCGGUUAUAAUGGUUGAUGGGAGCGGGAUUGCAGGGUGGGCCAUAAAAUGACAACAGGUUUUAUUGUAGUGCUGAUGUGCAUACUCGUAUUUUCUGUGCAAAUGGACGCGCUAAAUAUAUGUUACGACUAGAAGCGCC